UCAUCAUCAUCAUCAUCAUCAUCAUCAUCAGAGAAACUCAAAAGAGUGAAAAACAAAAAGCUAACACACUUCACAGAGUACUGGCAUGACAUAGUGAGCGGCCCCAACCCAUCCGGUGCCAUGGUGGCCCAAGCUCCGACCACCAACACCUCCACCACCUCCUUCGGCCUCGUUCGCAUCAUUGACAACCCUCUCACCAAAGGCCCAACCAUGUCCUCCGAUCUCCUCGGCCGUGCUCAGGGCUUCUACGCUUUCACUUCUUUGGAGUCUGUUGGCCUUUUCAUGGCCAUGAACUUUAUCUUCACUUCCGGCAAGUAUAACGGCAGCACUGUCACCAUUCUUGGCCGGGAUGAGAUCUUCACUGACGUCCGAGAGAUGCCGGUCAUCGGCGGCAGUGGCCUUUUCCGGUGGGCUCAGGGCUUCGUCUUAUUGCAGAUUGCCUUUUUUCUGCAAUUAUAUAGAUUAGUCUUUCAAAUAAUCUCAUUGAAUCGUGUCUUUAAAGUCAAAAAGAAUUCUUAA
Messenger RNA from Dioscorea cayenensis subsp. rotundata (Guinea yam), 519 nucleotides. Its product is annotated as dirigent protein 19-like. The transcript is spliced from 2 exons. NCBI's taxonomy places the organism in Eukaryota, Viridiplantae, Streptophyta, Magnoliopsida, Dioscoreales, Dioscoreaceae. The record is from RefSeq and is a predicted model, not a curated record. Bases 121 to 519 code for a protein of 132 amino acids.